UUAAUGCUUUUCCUUAUGAGGUUCCAAAAUGGAUGCCUGAGGUGUUGGUGAAGUUGGCAGAAUGCAUUUCGGAUCCUGCUCCAAUACAGGCAACUGUAAAAAAUACGUUUGCGGACUUCAAAAGAACGCUUGAGACUAUAUGUCGUUUUUUAAAAG
Messenger RNA from Dentiscutata heterogama, 156 nucleotides. The record is from the annotation of a GenBank genome assembly. NCBI's taxonomy places the organism in Eukaryota, Fungi, Glomeromycota, Glomeromycetes, Diversisporales, Gigasporaceae.